AUGGCUGCUAUUAUAACUUCAACUUCAACCUCUUCUUCUUCUUCUUCUGCCUUGCUAAUUCAAGAAAUUUUCAUACAUUUCCAUUCAAGAAAAUUACUUCUUCACAGCCCUUUACUUCAAUCACCAGUAGGAUCAUCAUCAUCACCAUCAUCAAGUAGUAUUUCCCCAAGUUCAAGCCCAUCAGAACCAGUAGACAACAGCUUUGAUGCGAAUGUUGUAAUGGUCCUUUCAGUCCUUUUAUGUGCCUUAAUUUGCUCACUUGGCUUAAACUCAAUUAUCAGGUGUGCAUUACGAUGUUCCACCCUCGUUUCCACCGAUCAAUCAAACCAACAUCCCUCGGCUCGCCUAGCGAAUACCGGGAUCAAGAAGAAAGCCUUGAAAAAAUUCACUACUAUAGGUUACAACACAAGUGAUCAUCAGCAAAAGAUAGACACCGAGUGCGCAAUAUGCCUCUCGGAAUUCACUCAAGGCGAAAGGGUUCGAAUUCUACCAAAAUGCGGACAUGGAUUCCAUGUCCGGUGCAUCGAUAAGUGGCUAAACUCGCACUCGUCUUGCCCGACUUGCCGGCACUGCCUGAUCGAAACAUGUCAAAAGAUAGCCGGUUGUAGCAGCCAGGACAACAGUUUCCAGCACCAACCUAGCACAUCAUCAAUAAUGCAAAGACCUCAGCAAGAAACAAUUGUAAGAGUAGCUGUUGUCCCUUUAGAGCGCGAAGGAAGGGACCUGAGUGAAGAAAAGCUGAAAAAGGAGGGUUGUUGGGACAAAAAUGGGCUGAUGGAUUCAAAUUCUGCUGAGCUGGUCAAGGACAUCUUUAAGACACAAUUAAUGAGUGUGUCUCACCUUAAGAACCCAAGGGCAUGCUUGUCUCCUUGGCCGAGAAACCAACCUCCCAAGCUGAUCAAUGCCACAGUUGAUACCACUUCUAGAAGGAGAGUAAAAGACCAGUCAAUUCCAAGUUCAAGACACAAGGCAUUGGGUGAAUAAAGAAUACAUAAGCAUGGGGAGGUUCUCUUGAAAGAGGAACCGGCAUCAAGCAAUAUAAAAGGGGAGAUGCAUUCACAGCAUUACACAUCUCUGGUUGCACCUUUAGUUGCCAAAAACAUACAGAAGAAACUCCAGAUAGAAGGUAAGAAGGAAGGGAGAACAACAACAACUCAGCAGGAAGCAAAGUUGAAGAAUAGCCAUCUCAUUCACUACUUCAUUCCCCUGAGUGAACCCUGUCACUCCCAGGAGUGGCCCUGAACUGCAUAAGCUGUCUUCUUCUCUUAACUAUUAGUUUGUACUUCAUUUCAUUGAUGCAUACUUCUAUGAUGUCUAUUAUAGUAGUAGUAGCAUCAACCAGCAUGAGUAGCUAAAUAGCUUCCAGGGGUUAAUCUUCUCAACCUAUGUUGUAGUCGUUGUAAAGCACUGG
Messenger RNA from Oldenlandia corymbosa var. corymbosa, 1411 nucleotides. The record is from the annotation of a GenBank genome assembly. Lineage: Eukaryota; Viridiplantae; Streptophyta; Magnoliopsida; Gentianales; Rubiaceae.